This is a messenger RNA of Megalobrama amblycephala (Wuchang bream), 807 nucleotides long. RefSeq lists its product as uncharacterized. Gene Ontology annotation, molecular function: protein dimerization activity. The record is from RefSeq and is a predicted model, not a curated record. Lineage: Eukaryota; Metazoa; Chordata; Actinopteri; Cypriniformes; Xenocyprididae. Bases 1 to 807 code for a protein of 268 amino acids. The transcript is spliced from 2 exons.
AUGGUCAAGCGAAUUCAGCGAAACAAAUCUCCACUGACCACUACCCUGGCUCAGCAAAAGAGCAAUGUUGCCAUGUUGACUACACAGGAGCUCGCCAAACUGCAAAAGCUGGAGGAACUACUUGAACCUUGCAGAUAUGUAACUGAACUGCUGGGAGGAGAGCAGUACAUCUCCUGCUCAGUGGUAUUGCCAGCCUUGUGCCACUUGUUCAAAAUUUUGGAGUCCACAGAGGAUGAUCCAGCCUAUGUAGUUAAAUUCAAAAAUGAUUUUACUUCAGACCUAUCUAAAAGGAAGGACAGCACUAAUCUCACAUGGCUGAAGAUCGCUACUGCAAUUGACCCAAGGUUUAAAGACCUAAAGUGUCUUCCCAAAGAUGAAAGGAAUGAGGUGUGGGCUUCACUAAGCAAGCUGUUAAUGGCCCAGAGUCCUGGAAAACAAGAGUCUAAAGAGACAACAGACCAACAGCCACCAAAGAAGAGAAGGAUCUCCGUCUUGCUGGUUUCUUCUGAUUCAGAGUCAGAUGAAGAGGAAGAGUCCAUAGAACAGUGUCUUAACCGCUACAAAGCAGAGCCCAAAUUGCACAUGGAGGGUUGUCCACUACAGUGGUGGAAAAAGAGAGAAGCAACACAUGCAAGGCUGGCACCAAUAGCAUGCAAGUAUCUGUCAACCCCUGCUACAACGGUGCCUUGUGAGAGACUGUUCUCACUCUCAGGUCACAUCAUUCAAAAGAAAAGGGCCACAUUGUCCCCUGAUAAUGUCAACAGACUGGUCUGUCUCAGCAACUGGCUGAAUGUAAAGGAGGACUAA